UUCUACGAACAAAUAGAACCAUCUUUCGACAGGGAAACGUAAACAACAACACAGAAGAGCGUCAGGUUAAAGAUCCUUUCAUCAGUCUAAAACUCAAUAAAAGAAGAGAGGAAGAAAGCCUUUUGAUAUAUAAUAAAUCCCAAAGAAAUAGAGAGCAAUGGGAGACCGCUACAAUAUUCAUUCACAGCUAGAGCAUUUGCAGUCAAAGUAUAUUGGAACAGGUCAUGCAGACACAGCACAGUUUGAAUGGUGUGUCAACCAGCAACGUGACACAUAUGCCUCAUAUAUGGGCCACUUUGACAUGCUUAAUAUGAUUGCAAUUGGAGAAAAUGAGACCAAGGCUAGAGUGAGAUUUAAUAUGAUGGAAAAGAUGGUUCAGCCAUGUGGACCACCACCAGAGAAGAAUGAAGAUUAGUUACCUUUAGUUUAGAGAUGAGAUUGAAUGUUCAAGUAUGAAAUAUAAGAAAAAAUAAAAGAUUU
Messenger RNA from Penaeus chinensis, 480 nucleotides. RefSeq names its product splicing factor 3B subunit 5-like (gene Sf3b5). Gene Ontology annotation, biological process: mRNA splicing, via spliceosome. The transcript is spliced from 3 exons. Bases 158 to 415 code for a protein of 85 amino acids. Gene Ontology annotation, cellular component: U2 snRNP; precatalytic spliceosome. The record is from RefSeq and is a predicted model, not a curated record. Lineage: Eukaryota; Metazoa; Arthropoda; Malacostraca; Decapoda; Penaeidae.